Lasiodiplodia theobromae is the source of this 1971-nucleotide messenger RNA. RefSeq names its product Het-s domain protein. The record is from RefSeq and is a predicted model, not a curated record. NCBI's taxonomy places the organism in Eukaryota, Fungi, Ascomycota, Dothideomycetes, Botryosphaeriales, Botryosphaeriaceae. The transcript has a single exon. The coding region runs from base 1 to 1971 and encodes 656 amino acids. Gene Ontology annotation, biological process: protein phosphorylation. Gene Ontology annotation, molecular function: ATP binding; protein kinase activity.
AUGGAGGCUGAGCACAAGUACAUGCGGAUCCAGCUGAAGAAAGAACAGCAUCGACUCCUCGACUGGGGCUAUGUCGCCGGUGUGAAUGUGCGUGACGAUGCGCUUGUCAUCAGCAGCUCGGACAAGGGCCUACUGCACGACCUGCUCGAGCAGCAACAGGACUUCUUGUUGGGCUUCGGCCGGUACGAGGCACGCUAUAAAAAGCCUUUCGAGAAGCUGCGCAAGCCCUUGAUCGUCGAAGAAGUCGACGAUGUGGAGGGUGACGAAGCGAUGGUGGGGGAGGCCGGCAGCCCCCGACUGCUGCAGGCCGCGGACACGGACUCCCAGACGCGCUUCCCAGAGGGAGAAGAGCUCUUAAAAAAGGCGCUGGGCUGGGCCAAGGGCGUGAGAACCUUUCCGAAACGCCUGCGAUGGGCCGCCUUCGACAAGGAGAAGAUGGAGCAGUUGCUGCUCAGAUUGUCGUCGCUCAACGACUACCUACGAGAGCUCCUCUCCGCCCAACAGCUGAAUCACUUGAACAUGCGACAAGAACGGACUUAUUACCAGAUCAUCCAGCUGAACGACAAGAUGGAUCAACUGAUCGAGAUCGUUAAGGCGGGUAAGGAAUGGUCGCAUCUGACCGGCGCAAUGCCUGCGCAGAACCCGUCUGCUUUGAUUCAAGGACGAGCAAAUUCAGCCUUUUGGUUGAAGGAGUUGCUGCAAGACCUCCCACCAGCGUCUCUAUCUCGAGUGGAAUCGAUGGAGUAUAUAAGGGAGGAAUCGCGCCGAGGCUCGAACAAUAGAAGUCUAACAUGGCUGGCUCAGUUCAAAGCCCUCGAAACGGCCAUCAGCGGGGACUCGCUGACGGAAGAACGGGCAGUCGACCUCCAGUUAGAAAUACCCGCAAGCGCAGUUACUGAUGUCGAGCUGUCCCGGGAGGAUAUAGUGUUUCUGGAUUUUGACGACGACGAUGAGAACAGGCGAAUGGAAGCAAGGUUCCGGGGGAAGAGGGUGUGGAUCGAAUUUAAGACGUACGAGCCACGAGUCUUCGACGGUCAGCCGGAUCCCAAGGUCACCAACCGGAUCAAAGCGCUUGUUGCGCUGCUCAAGGAAAACAACCGUUCACGCCAGUUUCGUGCGCCCAGAUGUCUUGGAUACUUCCGUGAUAUCGACCCAGACACUGAAGAAGAUCGUUACCGAUUCGGCAUUGUGUUCGAGAAACCCUCAUUUGUAUCGCAGUCCACUAAGCCGAUAAGCUUGCUGGACUUGUUACGGGCAACAGAGAGAGGGAUAAUGGAGAUGCCCAGUCUGACCGACCGAGUGCAGCUGGCUAAGGUCAUCACGGAAGCUUUGGAAAGGUUGCAUGCAGUCAACUGGCUGCACAAAGGGCUUCGGAGCGAGAACAUUAUAUUCUUCAGCGACGAGAUCGAACCAGAGGACCUCGAAUCGUACGGCAUGGGCGAACAAGACGAGCCAAUUCCACCAGCCGUCGACUUCUCGAAGCCCUACCUGUCAGGCUUCGAUUAUUCACGCCCAGCCCAGAACGAAGACUUGACAGAGAAGCCACCGGAGAACGCGGAAUAUGAUCUUUACCGUCAUCCGUCGGUCCAGGGCAGCAGAGGUAGCAUAGACAAUGCGGCCAACUUCCAGAAGACAUUCGAUAUCUAUGCCCUCGGAAUCAUUCUCCUUGAGAUCGCCUAUUGGCAGCCAAUUGACCACAUCCUCAAUGUCGAUCUACCCAGGGCUCGUCCGUCCACGACACUGAGGGUUCGUCAACGCCUUCUCGAUGAGCGCAAACUUUUAGCCCACGUGAAGUCGAAUGCGGGCGUUGUACUGGAGCAGGCGGUACGAGCAUGCCUAGUCGGUGAAGAGGCGCUCAUUGAUAGUUGGAAAUAUGGCGGAUUCGACGAGAAGAACCCAAACCAAGCAGCCCAGCUGCAGAGAGGGUUUUACGAGCGUGUCGUAGAGAAGCUAGCUGAUGUAAAGGUCUAG